AUGGCCCCUUGGGGCGUCUUUGUCGCUGCCCCGACAGCUGCUUGGUACAGCUUCGGCUGGUGGAGCGACGAGUGGAAGAAGGUCUUGACACUGGGCAUCUAUGAGCCCCCUGCCAUUCACUGGGACUACUGCAUGAACAAUCGCUCCGAUUUCGUGAAGUUCCAUGCGCAGCGGCUGGAGAAAGAGUCAAUCGAAUGCCUGCUCCUUGCCAUCUCCUCCACUGCCUGUGUUACCAGGCUCCGACACAAUGUGGCUCGUGCGACUUCUGCUUGUGCGCCCUCCCUCGCUGCGCUGCUGAUAGACUGUGCGCUCAGCCGGCGAUCCAGGGCUCUCCAGCAACUCAUGGCGUUGCAGGAAGAUUGCGCAGCAAAGCGCGCAGAUCAGCAGCCGGGGUCCAAGCGUGCACGCAGAGACAUGGGCGAGAUGUCCACCGAGAUCGUCCACAAGACGGCUUAUUGGGGCUCCAUUCGAGUGGGCACACCAGCGCAGGAAUUCAAGGUGAUUUUCGACACCGGCAGCGGGAAUUUGAUCCUCCCCACCGCGAAGUGCACUUCGGACGGGUGCGCGCGGCACAAAAAGUACGUCCCGGAGCAGUCUUCGACCUCCAAGGAGGUGACAAACGAGAACGGUGAGGGAUCGACAGAGAUCACGUUCGGCACCGGCUCCAUCACAGGCGACUUUUACGAGGAUCGCUUCUGCAUCGCAGAGUCCUUGUGCUCACAGGUACGCUUCAUCGGCUCGGUCGAGCAGAGUGCCGCGCCUUUUUCCUCCACCCCCUUCGAUGGCAUCUUGGGCCUUGGCUUCAAGGAUCUGUCAAUGGGGCUGAACUUCAACAUCUUGGACGACAUGUAUCAGACAGGCUCCCUACCUGCCGGGCAAUUCUCGGUUUUCUUGACUGAGGAUGGCUCCAGCGAAAUUACCUUCGGUGGCUACAGGCCCGAGCAGUUGGCCUCGGAGGUGGUUUGGGCGCCCGUGACGCACGAGUCCUACUGGCAGGUGGCGGUUCAGGACAUCACAUUCGACAACAGCGACACUGGCCUUUGCGGCAUUAUGGGGUGCCAGGUGGCUGUGGACACCGGUACGUCGAUGUUGGCUGGUCCACCGGCCCUCGUCAACAGUCUGCAGGAAAGGGUCGCUGCACGCGCGGACUGUUCCAACUAUGACAGUUUGCCAAACAUCGGUUUCAAGGUUGGCAACAAGGCUGGCUAG
This is a messenger RNA of Symbiodinium sp. CCMP2592, 1209 nucleotides long. NCBI's taxonomy places the organism in Eukaryota, Dinophyceae, Suessiales, Symbiodiniaceae. The record is from the annotation of a GenBank genome assembly.